Messenger RNA from Oncorhynchus masou masou (cherry salmon), 8578 nucleotides. Its product is annotated as G protein-coupled receptor kinase 6-like. The coding region runs from base 159 to 1892 and encodes 577 amino acids. Gene Ontology annotation, cellular component: cytoplasm. Gene Ontology annotation, molecular function: G protein-coupled receptor kinase activity; ATP binding. The record is from RefSeq and is a predicted model, not a curated record. Gene Ontology annotation, biological process: regulation of signal transduction; protein phosphorylation; signal transduction. NCBI's taxonomy places the organism in Eukaryota, Metazoa, Chordata, Actinopteri, Salmoniformes, Salmonidae. The transcript is spliced from 16 exons.
GUUUGACGCUUCGGGGUUGGCGGUAAUACCGGGAGAGAACGACGGAGCGGAGAGUCAUUCAGGGUUAAAAUAUUCCGCCUUGGGGGGUGGGGGAGGACAUACUUCACUGCCAACCCAGUGACAAGGUUGGGUCUGCGGUGCCUGCAACCCAGGAAAACAUGGAGCUCGAGAAUAUCGUGGCCAACACAGUCCUGUUGAAAGCAAGAGAAGGAGGUGGUGGAAACAGAAAAGGAAAGAGCAAGAAAUGGAAACAGAUGCUUCAGUUCCCCCACAUCAGCCUGUGUGAGGAGCUCCGGCAAACUACAGAGAAAUACUACAACAGCCUUUGUGAGCGGCAGCCAAUCGGACGCAUGCUCUUUCGCCAGUUCUGUGAAACCCGGGUUGAGCUGAGGCGCUGUGUCAAAUUCCUGGACACUGUGGCAGAGUAUGAGGUCAGUCCAGAUGAGAAGAGGAGGGAGUGUGCUCAGGAGCUCCUAGACAAAUACUUCAGCCCAAAGUCCGAGGAUCAUGUCCCCGAGUUGGGGGAGGAAAUGAUGGGUCAGUUUACAGAGAGACUGGAGCAGGAGCAGGAGCCCUGUAAAGAACUCUUCAACGAGUGCACCAAACUGAUCCAUGACUACCUGAGUGUGGCUCCCUUCGCAGACUACCUCGACAGCAUGUACUAUAACCGAUUCCUUCAGUGGAAGUGGCUGGAGAGGCAGCCAGUCACCAAGAACACAUUCCGACAGUACAGGGUAUUAGGAAAGGGAGGCUUUGGUGAGGUGUGUGCGUGCCAGGUGCGAGCCACAGGAAAGAUGUAUGCGUGUAAGAAGUUGGAGAAGAAGAGGAUUAAGAAGAGGAAAGGAGAGUCCAUGGCCUUGAACGAGAAGCAGAUUUUAGAGAAAGUCAACAGUAGGUUUGUAGUGAGUCUAGCGUACGCCUAUGAGACGAAGGAUGCUCUGUGUCUGGUGCUCACCCUGAUGAACGGAGGAGACCUCAAGUUCCACAUCUACCACAUGGGAGACGCCGGCUUCGAGGAGAAGAGGGCUGUGUUCUACUCUGCCGAGCUGGCCUGUGGCCUUGAGGACCUGCACAGAGAGAGGAUCGUAUACAGGGACCUGAAGCCUGAGAACAUACUAUUGGACGACCAUGGCCAUAUCCGGAUAUCAGACCUGGGCUUGGCUGUCCACGUGCCCGAGGGAGAGACCAUCAAGGGUCGGGUUGGCACCGUUGGGUACAUGGCUCCGGAGGUGGUUAAAAAUGAGCGCUACACAUUCAGCCCAGACUGGUGGGCGCUGGGCUGUCUGCUGUAUGAGAUGAUCGAGGGCCAGUCUCCCUUCCAGCAGCGCAAGAAGAAGAUUAAACGUGAGGACGUGGAGAGGCUGGUCAGAGACGUGGAGGAGGAGUACUCAGACAAGUUCUCAGAGGACACCAAGUCCCUCUGCAAAAUGCUGCUGGCCAAAGAGCCCAGUGAGAGGCUGGGCUGCCAGGGGGAGGGUGCUACGGAGGUGAAGGCCCACCACAUCUUCCGAUCCAUCAACUUUAAAAGGCUGAAGGCUGGCAGGCUGAAGGCCCCCUUCACCCCUGAUCCCCAGGCCAUUUACUGUAAGGACGUACUGGACAUCGAGCAGUUCUCCACGGUCAAGGGGGUGGAGUUGGAGCCCAAAGAUGACUCCUUCUACUGUAAAGUGUCCACAGGCAGCGUGUCCAUCCCCUGGCAGAUGGAGAUGAUCGAGUCUGAGUGCUUUCAGGAGCUCAAUGUGUUUCACACAGACGGGACAGUUCCCCCAGACCUGGACUGGAGAGGACAGCCCUCGCCACCACCUAAACAAGGGCUGCUGCAGAGGCUCUUUGGGAGACAGGACUGUUGUGGGAACUGCAGCGACAGUGACGAGGAGCCCACCAGGCUGUGACUGAGCUCCCUCCAACCAAUCACACCAAGGAUCUCAUUUGUUUACAAAUUUUGCACAUUUGUAUCUUUAAGAUAGUUCUAUAUAAAUAUUGGAAUGUAUAUUUUCAGUAUAUAGCCAUAAAGUCCAUGUCAUUUAAAUGUGAUCAUUAUUCAGAACCCAUCAUAGGAGGCAACAACAGGUAAGCCUAAAACUGCUGUGGUCACCCCCCCCCCCCCAAAUCUGUUGAUAGUGUAGCUUUUCUUUCUCUUUUAAAAAAGUGUCGACCGUGCUCGGACUGCUAAGUGUUUCUGAAUGGGGGAUGAAUGAAAAGUGUACGUCCACAACUAUUUUUAUAUUUAUAUUUUAUUUGUAUUUACGUCAUGUAAUUCUAGGCAAUCAAAUUAGGAAUGUUGUGUGAACUGUAGGCUUAAAGGAAAUGGGAGACGAAGGUGAACUUUUGGUAUGAGGUGAUACAUUAUGUACAUUCUAGGGUUCAAUCUAGAGACACUUGAUAUAAACCAAAUGGAUAGGACUAAACACUGCAUAUGUAAGUCCAAACAAGUGUAUAAUUUGUGACACUCGCGUCCGAAGUGUGUCUUCCAAUGAAUCUGAGUUUAGGUAGAAAGCAUGUUAGUUCCCAACCAUAUUAUGAGCUAGAGAAGUGAAUUAACAAACAAAAAAAACUGCAUUGUAAUACAGUAAUUCAGUUGUAAGAAAUGACCAUUUUCGUAAGACGUGGAUAGCCGAGAAUGGCCUGGAGUUUCCUCUACCAUGACAUCCUCUAGAUGGCUACACGUUUGUCACGGAGCACUUGAGUUUAAUUAAGCGAUGCACUUAUGACCAAACCGGUUUGUUUUCAUCCUCCAAAUAUUUUUUAUGGUUAAUUCCUUCCCAUUCAAGGUUCCUUUGAUAGUUUAUGGUACUCUAUAAUUACAAUAUUUUAUCAAAUCUAACAAAGCUGCCUGUCUAGGUUGAGACCAUGCUGCGUCUCUCUCUCCCUCCCUCUGCUGUACCUCAUGUGUUCCUCUGCAUCGUGUAACUCAGUGGGAUUCUCCUUGUAAAUGUGGGACUAUAAUUGGACUGAGGGACUGAGCUCCCUGACAGACUAUGGGACUAUGGUAUCACCCUCUGAACCCUCCUUACCAGAGACUCUAUCAGACUGAGGAAGAAGGUUCAAAGGGGAGGGGUCACCGAGAGGUCAAACCAUCUCAAUGUAAAGCUCAGCACUCCGACGGAAAUUGGAAGAGACUCAAACUCCUCCUACCAUCCCCGUCUCUCAUUAUCAAAUCAUGUUAUCGUAUGUGAUUCUCAAAUUAACUUGCCUACAUUCCAGUCUAUACCGUACUGUACAGUGUAAAGUUAUGCUACUUUUGUUUAUUUUGCAAUGUUUUUUUUACCGGUGUAAAGUUACAACAACAAUAACAGUUCCACCAUGAAACUAGAAUAGGACUGAAAGUAAGAUGAGUAUGAUUUCUCUUGACAAUGUGCUCCUGAGCCAAGCUUACACACUGAGAGGGAGGGGCUUCUGUCUGUCUGUCUCUGCAUCCAUGAAACACCUCUGACACUUUCUUUUUGCAAUGCACUGACGUUUUUUGUGUGUGCACGCAUGUGUCACCAUAACCACUAGACUCUGUACCCACUUGGCACAAACUGGUUAAGUCAACGUAUUGUGACGUGGAAAAUACAUUGGAUUUGAAAAAAGUAAUCAACUGUUGUAAUUUCAACCACAGGAAUAUAUCAUAACCAAUUUUCUAAAUAUGUUGAAUUUAUACCUUUGAAACAACAUCAGAUCUUCAACGUAAUAUCUGUAGGGGGGGGGGGGGGUGUUCUACUAAGCUAACAUAUGGAAUUGUUUUAAGUUCGCUAAAUGAUCCAUCAUUUGACUAUUUGAUUUGGAAUUUUAGGACCCCUGUAGGUAUCCCCCCUUGAUUUUGGCCUUCACCACUAUAGCGCAUUGAGUAACGCAUUCAUACGUGGGAAAACAGGAAUAAGGAAUAAGGUUUUGAUGUGUCUGUCCUAUUUAUAGGAGAUAUAAGAAAGCUCAGGAAAUAUUUUUGUUUUUUGAACACACAUUUAACCCCUAUUAUUGUUGGCACAAAACUACCUCCAACCUUCCGUUCACUUUUUUAAACUGGUACUGGGUUACAUUCAGACCGGUCCCGUGACACUUGUGGGGAUCAUAGAGCAAAACCAGUGUGUUCUUUAGUUUCAUCUUUCCAUAGAGUUGUUAUAUUCGUUAGUAAGCCAAACCGUUCAGACGUUUUUGUAAGAAGACAGAUUUUUGAGAUGUGUCCUGGUCUGACAAACAACACCGUCGCUCUGCCAUUUUCUACUGCAGAGCGGGAGGCAGACAUAGGCGGAUAGAGAUGCAAAAAAACAGAAACUGAUGGAUUUUUGUUUGUUAAUUAGAUUGACGCACUUAAGGAUUUUUUCUACCAAGCCCUGCUAAACUUUGAUAUUUGUCAUCAAUUGUUACUAAUGUGCUAUUGUGAGAAUGAUUGUUGAUAUAUUCACCGUUGUUAUCAAAGUCAAGGUAGGUUUAACAGAGCAAAUGAAAUAUGACCAUAUAUCAUCAAUGAUGAUAUUUAGGCCUAUAUAGCGUUUCUAAAGUCAUCAACCGCUAUUGUUUCAAUUCAACACAUGAUUCAAGCUUUGGUUGAUUUCAAAUGGAAUCUACAAGUUAGUAAAAUAUAAAGUUGGAUUCAUGUCUCCAUCUCAACCAAAAAUGUAAGUUAAACAAUGACUAAAUUAAAUCAAACUGUAUUUAAAGUGCAUUUAAUGUUUCCUCUGAUUUAGCCCUAUUAAUUCAAAUUGUAAGUAUACAUUUGUAGACAAACUGGAAUUAAAGCCAGAUAGUGGCACGGAUGAAACUAUCUAAGGACAAAUCUCAUUCAUGUCUAUUUUUGGUUGCUUUGACAACCAAGCACAAUUAAAUAUUUUUGAAAUACAGUAAAUAUCCUAUUAACUUGUCGAUCUGUUAACAAAGUAAUUGUGUGAUUCAGGUCUCCAUGUCAACAGAAAAUAGAAGUUAGAGAAUAGAUUUAAGCCAGUGGCUCCGAUAUAGAACUAUACAAGCAGCAGAUAUUUCCUUUAAAUGUUUAGUUGUUUGCAUUGUCGACCAAACAAUUCUAUUUCUUUUGUAAUAGAGUAAAUAGAUUAAAGUUAAGGCUCUUACAAACUAAUGUAACACUAUUUAUUCAACUUUAAAAUGAGUAUCACAUCCCUGGCCACAUUUUGAGGUUACUGUAACAACAAAUGUCUUAUGUAAUCAUAAAAAGUGUGCAUGUUCAAGAUAGCAUGCAAAUGUCGUAGGUCUGUGGAGAUUUUCUUGCCUGGCUACCCAAACCCUUUGCUCCAGCCAAACGCUACGCCAUGCCCACAAACGUUAGUUUAUUUCAAUGAGAGUGGACCUGAGUACCUCCCUGACGAUUUCUAGAAUUCUCAACGUUGAGCAAAGUGGGUACCCACGUAGGCAAGAACUGGUUAAAUCAAUGUUGUUUCCGCUUGAUGUUGAAUUAACGUGGAAAACUGAGUGGAUUUUUCACCCAACUUUUAUUCUAAAUCCAAUGACAUGGUGAGAUUUUGUGUGGAAUUCACAUUAGUUGACAACUCAACCAAAUGUAACUCAAAACUAGAUGUUGAACUGAUGUUUGUGCCCAGUGGGUAAGGUACUGCUCAUGAGUGAACAUGCUACUGUACUAAAGGGAGUUCUCUGAACGUUCUCUGAAUGUCAGGAGGUUGUCUAAAUCUCAGUUAGUUUCCCAAGCCCAACAGGAGAGCACUAAGCAACAGGUUUUGGCAGUGGGGAUGAGAACAGAUACUUAAUUUUUACCUCAGUAAAGAAUGACGUAGUUAAUACAGUAGAGUACCAACAAUUAAAGCACUGAAAAGGAUGAAUAUAACAUAAGUCAAAGUACAAUAUACACUACAUGGCCAUAAGUAUGUGGACACCCCUUCAAAUUAGUUGAUUCGGCUAUUUCAACAACACCCAAUGCUGACAAGUGUAUAAAAUCGAGCACACGGCCAUGCAAUCUCCAUAAAUAAACAUUGGCUUUAGAAUGGCCCAUACUACUGAGAGCUCAGUGAAAUUGCCGGGCACCGUCAUAGGAUGUUACCUUUCCAACUAGUCAGUGAGGACAUUUUUCUGCCCUGCUAGAGCUGCCCCGGUCAACUGUAAGUGCUGUUAUUGUGGAAAGCCGCGAAGUGGUAGGCCACACAAGCUCACAGAAUGGGACCACCAAGUGCUGGAGCUCACAGCGCGUAAAAAUCAUCUGUCCUCGGUUGCAACGCUCACUACUCAGUUCCAAACUGCCUCUGGAAGCAACGUCAGCACAAUAACUGUUUGUCGGGAGCUUCAUGAAAUGGGUUUCCAUCUGGCAGUCUGACGGACGAACCUGGGCUUGCCGGAUGCCAGGAGAACGCUACCUGCCCGAAUGCAUAGUGCCAACUGUAAAGUUUGGUGGAGGAAUAAUGGUCUGGGGCUGUUUUUCAUGGUUCGGGCUAGGCCCCCUAGUUCCAGUGAAGGGAAAUCUCAACGCUACAGCAUAUUCUACAUGAUUCUAUGCUUCCAACUUUGUGGUAACGGUUUGGGGAAGGCCCUUUCCUGUUUCAGCAUGACAAUGCCCCUGUGCAGAAAGCGAGGUCCAUAAAGAAAUGGUUUGUCAAGAUCGGUGUGGAAGAACUGACUGACUGGCCUGCACAGAGCCCUGACAUCAAACACCUUUGGACUGAAUUGGAACGCCGACUGCGAGCCGGGCCAAAUCAUUCAACAUCUUGUGGCUGAAGGGAAGCAAGUCUCCUCAGCAAUGUUCCAUCAUCUAGUGUAAAGCCUUCCCAGAAGAGUGUAGGCUGUUAUAGCUGCAAAGGGGGGGACCAACUCCAUAUUAAUUCCCAUGAUUUUGGAAUGAGAUGUUCGACGAGCAGGUGUCCACAUAUUCUUGGCCAUGUAAUGGAUGCGCACAAUAAUGGGUCAAAACUAAUGAAGCGCUUGUCUUGUAUUGAGUCAUGGUCUGAGCUGUUUCCUAUGUGAAAAGGCUAUUAUCUGCUAGCGCUGGAUAAUGAAGUCAGGGUCAUGUGUCACACACGUUACAGUACAUUGACUUUAAGGGUUCAGGGACGUUUGCUUACCCUUUUAAUAUUUAUCUGUUGCUUUUGUUAUUUUAUGUUGCGCUCUUAACUCUUGUUUUUAUAGCUUUUACUGUGAGUCUAAACUGUAACGCUAGGCUAUGCUAAUGCUAGGCAUUCAAAAUGGCCAUGUCCUUAUUAAGGUGCUUCCUUACAUUAUCUACCUGUACAUCCGCAUUUUAUUUCAGUAUUUAUUUUUUGGCCAUGUGCUUAAAGUUUUUACCUUACACUGUUGGUUUCAGUUCAAAUAUUCAGUUUUUUGUUGUUGCCAUACUCUUCACAUUUUGCCAACUAUGUUCAGACUGCACUAAGCCCUCACAAUUAGGAGGUACGCUUUGUUACAGUUCACGGGGAGAGAAUUGACAAGUGUAUGAGGUGAAAAAAAUGUAUCUGAAAUUAUAUUGUGUCCAAUGUCCAUUAUCCUUUUAAAUACCAUAUUAAACCAAGCACUAGUCUUCAUUGUCUGAUUAAUUGUAGCUGAAUCCAUGUCACAUUUGUUUCAACGUUGCAUUGUAAUGCAGCUCUGCUUUGGCGUUCCGUGUGAUAUCUCUCGGACCUCUGGAAGGUUGGAGACUUCAUUCAUGUAACCAUCUUCUGUUUCUCAAUUGCCUUCCCACCCUGUCCUCUGCUAGUCAUACUGUGUGUGUGUCUCUAGAGACCAUUAGAUCUGUUGUCCUACUGUGUUAACAUGCCAAAUGGAAGCUACCGAGAUGAUGAUUGAUGAAAGGAGUCGAUAAUGAUGAUAAUCAAAUAAAAACGUAUUGGUCGUGUACAGAGAUGUGAAAUGCUGAUGUUACUAGCUCCAAUAGUGCAGUAAAAUGUCUAGCAAAUACAAUACUAAUGGAAAAAGUAUAAAAAUAAAUGUCAGGACGAGUCCAAUUAACAAUCCAAAGUAGAUAGUGAGCAGUGUCAGAAUCCAGAAUAUAAAUAUGAAUAUGUGGUGUGUGUAUAGACAGUUUAUAAUUUUGAAAAUAAAAUGGUAUGUACAGUAUUAGGUAUAUUAGGAUGAGCUAUGUCGAGAAUAUAUUAUAUACAUAGUGAGUAAACAACAGUAUAUGAAUUGACCAGUGUUCAAUGUCUCUCUGUACAUGGUGCAUUAGUAUCACCAUGCAGAGUACCUGGCAGGUAGACGGCUAGUAAUGGCUGUUCAACAGUCUGAUGGUCUUGUGAUAGAAGCUGUUUCUCAUUGUCUCGGUCCUGGCUCUGAUGCACCUGUACCUUCUCUGUCUGCUAGAUGGUAGCAGAGUGAACAGACCGUGGCUCGUGUGGCUGAGGUCCCUAAUGAUCUUCUUGGCCUUCCUUUGACACCAAGUGCCAUAAAUGUCCUGGAGGUGAUGAUCAUGAGGAUAUGUAAAUGUGCCAUGUGCUUGCUACGCAUCACUAAUGUGUUUGUUUGAGCUCUUUUGGUUCUCUCGCUCUCCUCUGAAAUCAACUCAUACUGUCUGACUCUGACCCGUCUCCAUAGGUGCCUGUGAAACUUUAUUAGUCAUGGCUAGUCAAACUGGACCUCCAUGUAACAUGAGUUGGAAUAUAAUUGUUUUGCAUAAGUAUUUUACUUCAAUAAAACAUUUUCUGUAGCUUUG